Sipha flava (yellow sugarcane aphid) is the source of this 3588-nucleotide messenger RNA. RefSeq names its product lysine-specific demethylase 4C-like. Bases 425 to 3541 code for a protein of 1038 amino acids. Gene Ontology annotation, biological process: chromatin remodeling. The transcript is spliced from 15 exons. Gene Ontology annotation, cellular component: nucleus. The record is from RefSeq and is a predicted model, not a curated record. Gene Ontology annotation, molecular function: histone H3K36 demethylase activity; histone H3K9 demethylase activity. Lineage: Eukaryota; Metazoa; Arthropoda; Insecta; Hemiptera; Aphididae.
AUUCUCAGUGUUUUGGUAAUGGCGUUCGGCGACAACAAUAACAACAUAAAUAUAAUGUAUGAACAUCUACAACUGUUGAGUGAAUACUAUUAUGUCAUUCGUUUUCUUCUAUAAUGAUCUAAUUUACAGAUAAAACUUGUUCGGAUACAUUUUAAUCAUAUUGUGUUAAUCCCCAUUGAUUAUUAUUUCGCGAAUCGUUUUCUUGUCCCAUUCGACUCAUCCGCGCGCCGUCAAGUGACAGACGGUUCAUUGAUUACGUUACGCGUUUUUGAAAUGGCGAAUUUUCGUACCCGUCCGAGGUCCAGUCAAACAUUAUCGUCUCAUUUGCAGACGAUGAAAGCGUCAGCCACUAUCUGCUAGAAUCUAGGCUAGAUGAUCGAUAACGUUUCCAACUGAAAACAUCGCCGUGACAGUUUUAGAAAAUAUGAGCUCGAAAAAGCAACCACCAAGAAUCAUGGUCUUUAGACCCACAUGGGCUGAGUUCCAAAAUUUCAGCAGAUAUAUUGAAUACAUGGAAUCUCAAGAUGCUCAUAGAGCUGGCAUUGCUAAAGUUAUACCACCACCCGAAUGGAUACCACGAAAAACAAGUUAUUAUCAAGAUGAUAUUAUGAGUUUAAAAAUUCCAGCUCCGAUAUGUCAGGUUGUACAAGGUAAACAAGGAUUAUAUCAACAACUUAAUAUACAGAAGAAACCUAUGACAGUUGCAGAUUAUAAAAUCAUGGCAGAGUCUGAAGAUUAUAAAACACCCAAUCAUUUUGACUAUGGUGAUCUUGAGAGAAAAUAUUGGAAAAAUAUUAUUUAUAAAUCUCCAUUAUAUGGUGCUGAUGUGUCAGGAUCUAUCACUGAUAAAGAUGUUGAUGUAUGGAAUAUUAACAGACUUGGUACAAUAUUAGAUUAUGUGAAUGAAGAUUAUGGUAUCAGUAUUGAGGGUGUCAAUACAGCUUAUCUUUAUUUUGGUAUGUGGAAGACAUCAUUUGCUUGGCAUACUGAAGACAUGGAUUUAUACAGUAUAAACUAUAUUCAUGAAGGUUAUCCUAAAACAUGGUAUGCAAUCCCUCCGGAACAUGGACGUCGUUUAGAAAGAUUAGCUACUGGAUUUUUCCCAACUGAUGCGGCAACAUGUCCUGCAUUUCUUAGACACAAGAUGACUGUUAUAUCUCCUCACAUGUUAAAACAGUAUUCCAUACCAUUUAACAAAAUAACUCAGGAGAGAGGUGAAUUCAUGAUAACAUUUCCUUAUGGUUAUCAUGCUGGAUUUAAUCAUGGAUUCAACAUGGCUGAAUCAACCAAUUUUGCAUCACCACGUUGGGUUGAAUAUGGAAAAAGAGCUUCUCAGUGCCGUUGUCGACAAGAUACAGUAAAAAUUAGCAUGGAUACAUUUGUCAAACGAAUACAACCUGAAAAAUAUGAAUCGUGGCUUCAAGGAAACGAUAUUGGUCCUCAUCCUGAAGAUCCAUCUCGUGUAUUUGCUGCACCUUUACCAAGUGAAAGGGACAUACUGUGCAAUAGAAACAAUCUAGGAAUUCCAAAACUUUAUUUAGAUUCUGGAAGGAAACGCCACCCUGUAUCUCAUAAACUCCCAGAUUCUGAACUAUUUGAUGAUCAAGCUAAUACAAGUAAAGAAAUGUAUGUGCCUCCUUCAGAUGUCAGAGAAAUGAUACGUGAACUAGAUGAUAAAGAAUAUGAUGAUGAACUUAAUGAUGAACAAAGAGAAGUAAUGGAAGAUAUUUGGCUUAAAGCGGAUGAAAUGGAUGUUACUGAAGUAUCUUAUAAUAAUGUUGGGUCCAGGCUAAUGAAAAAAAAUGAUAGAAUCAUAGAUGAUAUGGAAUUAACAAGUGAUAGUGAUUACAGUUAUGGCUCAGAGAAAAAAAGCAAAAAGAAAAGGUCAAGAAAGAAAGAGUCAAAAAGAAGUACCAAAUCCAAAAAAAGUAAAAAAUCACAAAAAACAAAAUCUCGGGCAAAAAAAAAAGUUGUCCGAUUACCAAUGACUAAUGUGAGUGAUGAAGAUAGUGAAUGUGACAUUGAAAAAGUUUUAACUAUGCCCAUAAAUGCAGAAACCUUCAAUUCUAUGGAUAUAAAACGUCAUUCAGAAGAUUCUCAAAUUGAAAAAUGUUUUAAAACAAAUGAUUCAGAUUCCACAGUUUUCAACAAUAUAAAUAAUGAUUACUUAUUAUUUAAUAAAGGUGAUUUAUAUACCAAUAAUGAUACAAAUUUAUUAAAACCAAUACCACCUAUUAAGUUGGAAACUUCAUGUAACUCAACUCAUACCAAUUUAACUCAUCAGUACAAUACAAAACACCAACAACAUACUUAUGUUAAAACAACUCCAUUAAUAUUGUCUCCAGCUGUAAAUAUAAUACCAAUAAAACCUGGGAGGCAUUAUUUGACAGUUGAAAAACCAACUCUUGAGCCCAUACGUAAAAAAGAUGAUAACAUCAUUGAAGUUGUACCAAAUAAUAUAAGUCCGUUGGUUAGCACUAAUUGCACAAUUUUUACCGAACAACAAUAUAAUAUAUUUAGGAGUUUAGAUGAACCAUAUUGUUCAUUGUGUAUGAUGUUUAAUCGUAAAAAGUUAACUUUCAAUUUGGAUUGGCGAGAUAAAGCAUUAUCUGCUAUGAAGCCAAUAUUACCCAUUUUACCUAAAUCAAGCAAAACAUUAUUCUUAAAUGCAAUUAAAGGUUCUGACAAAUUUUCUAAGACAGAUCUCAUCAGAUGUAACAAUUGUUAUUUAACUGUUCAUCACGUGUGUUAUGGUAUUGAUGUUGACAAAGGUGCUUCAUGGUUGUGUGAUCGUUGUGAAGCAAAGUCAUUUAUUGCUCCAUGUGUGUACUGUCCAUUGAAAGGAGGUGCUUUAAAAAGAACUUCAAAUAUUUUAUGGGCACAUAUUGAAUGUCAUCUUCUUGUUCAUGGCAGUAGUCCAUUAAGUAACCUUCAAUUUUCAACAGAUUUUUCAUCCAACACUAAGUGUGUGGUGUGUAAUUUAACGUGUGGUAAAUGUUUCCGUUGCUCUGAAGGAGAUUGUGAAUCUUGGUUUCAUAUUUCUUGUGCAAUAUUUGCUGGAUUUGAAUUUCAAAUUGAUCGACCAAGCAGACAUACAUUUAUAAUUCAUUGUAGUAACCAUUGUUAUGUACGGGAAAAACAAAUGGAAAUUCGUAAAAACCAAAAAGUAUGGGCAAAGCAUUCACAAUAUAAUAGAAUUGCUAAAUGUCAAAUUUUGAAAGUUGAUAAAAUUCCAUUAUGCAUUGUAGAAUUCAAUGAUGGUUCAAUAUCAGAUAAUAUUGGUCUUAAAGAAAUUAAGAACUAUAAAACAAAUUAUCCUCCUAUUAACAAAGAUAUAGAAUUGGAAUGUGGCGAUAAAGGUGUAUUUUUGGGAUUAAAUUAUAAACCUAUAUUUACAGUCAAAUUUGUUGAUGGUACAUCAUGUUGUUUAUGUCUUGAGGAUAUAUACAGUGAUGAUGAAUUUGUUAUUAAACGUUUAAAAGCGCAAGCCAAGCGAGGAUUAGCUAAAUAUCAAAAAGAUAAUAAUUAUAAUCUUUUAUAAUUAUCUUAUAGUUUAAAAUAUUCAGUGUAUUUGUUAUAUGAUUAAAA